Podarcis muralis (Common wall lizard) is the source of this 1941-nucleotide messenger RNA. The record is from RefSeq and is a predicted model, not a curated record. Lineage: Eukaryota; Metazoa; Chordata; Lepidosauria; Squamata; Lacertidae.
GCGCCGCUCCCUCCAUUCAAAGGACGACGCUUUCCAGUCGGCGGACAUUUUCCCGCUCGCUGCCCCGCCUCCCCUUUAAGCGCACGACGCCGUUACUAAGGCGGCCCGAGGAGCGGGCAAACUGAAUCGCUCCGGCUGCGAACAGCAGCGGCGGCCCGUCGGUUCCGCUCCGGCUCCCGCAGCGCCAUGGCGUUCGCCUGCUUGCAAAAAAAGUCUGAUUUGUGGGGAGAAAAUGGAUUUGUUGCAUGAGAGCUCCAAAUGAUCCUCAGUUUGCCUGUUGCUGGAUUUGAGCCCCACUCCAAAUAGUGACGAUCUGGAAGCUCCCUAAGUCUCCAUUGAUUCUAGGAGAGUUUCCAAGGAAAUGUACUUAGGAUUGUGAUGUAAUAGCUGCUACACACAAUACAUUUUAUAGAGACAGGAAGAUCCAACAUUGGAGAGGCAUUUCAAAGGGCACCGUGAUGCUGUAACGAGUGUGGAUUUCAGUCUAAAUAAUAAACAGCUAGUAAGUGGCUCUAUGGAUUCAUGCCUGAUGAUCUGGAGUAUGAAACCUCAAAUGAGAGCCUACCGCUUUGUGGGUCACAAAGAUGCAGUCCUGAGUGUGCAUUUUUCACCAUCCGGCCAUCUGAUUGCUUCAGGUUCUAGAGACAAAACAGUUCGCUUGUGGGUUCCAAGUGUCAAGGGAGAAUCGACUACCUUCAAGGCUCAUACAGGAACCGUCAGAAGUGUUCACUUUUCUAAUGAUGGCCAAUCAUUGGUUACAGCCUCUGAUGACAAAACAGUUAAAGUUUGGGCUGUCCACAGACAAAAAUUCUUAUUUUCACUAAGUCAGCACAUAAACUGGGUUCGCUGUGCAAAGUUUUCUCCUGAUGGAAGAUUGAUAGUAUCAUCCAGUGAUGACAAAACUGUCAAACUUUGGGAUAAAACAAGCAGAGAAUGUAUACAUUCUUUCUGUGAACAUGGUGGCUUUGUGCCUCAUGUGGACUUCCACCCUAGUGGUACAUGUAUUGCUGCAGCUGGCACAGACAACACAGUGAAAGUAUGGGAUGUUAGGAUGAAUAGGCUUCUGCAGCAUUACCAAGUUCACAGUGCUUCAGUGAACUGCCUGUCUUUUCACUCCUCUGGAAACUACCUCAUUACUGCUUCCAACGAUUCAACUCUAAAAAUACUGGAUUUACUAGAGGGGAGACUGCUGUAUACACUUCAUGGCCACCAGGGACCAGCUGCCUGUGUUACUUUCUCGAGAACUGGAGAUUUCUUUGCUUCUGGAGGCUUCGAUGAACAGGUAAUGGUGUGGAAAACAAACUUUGAUGCCACUGAUUAUGGCGACCUGCUGAAAACACGGAAAUGCAAUAUGAAUGUGAAUGGCACUGACUAUGGUGAUGCACUGAGAACACAGAGGUCCAGUAUGAAUGUGAAUGGAUCUUCCAACAGUGUGAAACCAAUGGAUACUGGCAGUAGAGAGAUUCAGAAAUCUGGAAUUUACAGACAAGAAAAGCAAUCAGAGAUGGAUUUUGCAGAAGUUCCAGAUAAACAUAUUCAAGGAACUGAAACGGCAGAAUCUGCCAGAAGACAACCUGAACAAAUGGACGAGGCUGGUCUUGCCAGCACCCUCCAGCAUAUUGUGGGACAGCUGGAUGUUCUCACUCAGACUGUUUCCAUUCUAGAACAAAGAUUAACAUUAACUGAAGACAAGCUGAAGGAGUGCCUUGAGAAUCAACAGAAGAUUGCUCAAAGUAAAUCCAACUGAGUUUGCUGGGGAACUCACUGGCAGCCAGCAUUGUGAGUGUGUGUGUGCGCGCACACGCGAGCACAUUCUCAGCAUAUAUUGUGUGACUGAUUUGUAAAGUGAAAACAUUUCCUAUUUUAUUAGAAUGAAUUGUACAGCUUAAUAGUGUCUGUAAAUAUGUACUUUUUUCAUAUUAAACUUUCUUACUAACUAUG